CUCAUACAUAGGACUAAUCUUUUGGUUUUUAUUAGAGUAGCCACAGGAAACUUCAAAUUACGGUAAGUCUCCAGCCACCAUGUCGUCCCACCUGAGAAGUUUCCACCUGUGGUUUGGUCUGUGUUUGGUUGUAUUGACGUCUGGCGUCAGCACGGUGACGCUGACUCACGAGCAGCGAGUCAGAGACGCAGUGGCUGAGUUAACUGGUGCUUGUAAAAGUUUGGUAGAGUAUAACAUGGGUGUGUUGAUGUCAGGGUGUAGCACGUUCGAGGCCUUUCAAAUUUCUUUUACUGGCAACUGUAACAAGACGCAGUUAGACAAGAUACACACGGCGGUUUGCAACUUCAGUCUUUCGACGGCAACAACAACAACAGCAAAACCAGCAACCACAGAUCGUACAACAUAUGUUCAACAUGCUAUCAACAUCUCGAUGUUCUUGCCAUUGGCCCAGACACACAAGGAGUUAGUGGAUUACGUCAUAGCCAACAUUUCUUCAGAGGAUUGUCGUGCCAUGAUACAAGGAACCAUCGCGAAUAUGCUGUCAGGAGACGAUACUAGCUGGUGUGGGAAACUUUUGAUGUAUCAAGAUUUUUUGAUACCCAAAUGUGAACAAAAUGAUUAUAACAAUUUUAAAGAAGCGAUGUGUAUGACAUUUGUUAAAGCACCAACAAGCACCACACUAAAAACGACCUCCACACCAACACCAACAUCUACCACAUCCACGUCCACCACCACAGUACCACCAAUUAUCUCUUUAUAUCUCCCACUAUCUGAGUCCCACAAAGACCUUGUGAGGUUGAUCAUCUACAACAUUUCUUCAGACAAUUGCAAGGCUGUAGUCACCUCAGACAUAAACACUAUUUUUGAAUUUUCAGAAAGUCAAUGGUGCUUCUACUUUUCCUCUUACGGUGAUGCGUUAGUUAACAGUUGUUCUAAAGCUGAUAUUGACAUUAUUCGCAUCGCCAUGUGUAUGCCGUUUAUCAAGCCACCAUCUACCUCGGCCAAGAGCACAUCACCUUUAAUGACCGCACUGCUGUCUAGCACAACUGAAGCAGUACCAACUCACAGCACGACAAGGUCGACAACCUCGACUGUGGAACCAACCAGUCAAAGAACUACAGACAGGACACCAGUAAACACCGUGUCAGUACACACCAACGAGACACCGGUACACACCGCGUCAGUACACACCAACGAGACACCAGCACACACCGCGUCAGUCCAUAUGAACGAGACGAGGCUACAGAAAGCUUUACGAGAAGUCGGCUAUGAUUUGACAACACCGACAUGCAAACAGCUGCUGGAAGCUGAAAGGCAAACCCUGAGCAGCUUCCCUGAAGGAUGUUGUAUGCUGGAGUCUCCCAUUGGCAUGUCCUUGGUCCCGUCUGUGUGUACACAACUCGAGUACGACAGGGUGCACAAUGUCCUGUGUGUCAACGUGACAUGUACAACAACGGCACCACCAGAACACGUGACGGAUAGUUCUGGCUACAUGACGACUGGAACAUCUGACAGUACAACGCCAACACACUCCACCGUGACGACAACAACCAACACCACCCCACCAAAGGCCAACAUCUUCCCACUGAAACUUCGACUACUUUUCUCCGUUAUUACAAAUGAUAACGUGACGGAACAGCUGGAGGUGUUGGUCAACUAAACUCUGGCACCAGACCAACAGCUGGGGUGUUGGUCAACUAAACUCUGGCACCAGACCAACAGCUGGAGGUGUUGGUCAUCUAAACUCUGGCACCAGACCAACAACUUGGGUGUUGGUCAGCUAAACUUUGGCCACAGACAAGAUGCAUCAAACAUAUUUUUAUCUAGACUUUUGUUUACCAGCAUGCUUAUAAAAUCACUGUUUAAAUUUAAAAUCAAAAGACAUAUGAUUGACUUGCAUCACUAUCAAAAUGUUUACAUUUACAGACAGAAGACAUGAUGAUUGGCUUGUGUCAAUCCCACUACCAAACGAUCUGUAAUUCAAAUGCUUG
Molecule: messenger RNA, 1991 nt
Organism: Physella acuta
Lineage: Eukaryota; Metazoa; Mollusca; Gastropoda; Physidae
Source: RefSeq, a predicted model, not a curated record